Molecule: messenger RNA, 1250 nt
Organism: Chrysoperla carnea
Lineage: Eukaryota; Metazoa; Arthropoda; Insecta; Neuroptera; Chrysopidae
Gene: Lim3
Product: LIM/homeobox protein Lhx3
Exons: 7
Coding region: 1-1203 (400 amino acids)
Biological process (GO): regulation of transcription by RNA polymerase II; neuron differentiation
Cellular component (GO): nucleus
Molecular function (GO): RNA polymerase II transcription regulatory region sequence-specific DNA binding; DNA-binding transcription factor activity, RNA polymerase II-specific
Source: RefSeq, a predicted model, not a curated record
AUGGUAUCGUUAACAUCGUCAAUGGCUCAUUUGCCAUCAGCCGGAAUAAUGCAUCCUCUAGAUCAUGCAACACCAAAUCCGGAUAUGCUUUUGGCAUUAUUAGCAAGAAAUAAAGCAUUAGAAGCAACAAUACCAAAAUGUGGGGGAUGUCAUGAAUUAAUAUUAGACCGUUUUAUACUUAAAGUACUGGAAAGAACUUGGCAUGCAAAAUGUCUACAAUGCAGUGAAUGUCGAGCACCACUUCAGGAUAAAUGUUUUGCUAGAAACGGGCAACUCUUUUGUAAAGAAGAUUUUUUCAAAAGGUUCGGCACCAAGUGCGCGGGAUGCUCCCAGGGGAUACCGCCAACACAAGUGGUUCGACGUGCUCAAGAUAAUGUUUAUCAUUUACAAUGUUUUGCGUGUGUUAUGUGCGCUCGACAAUUAAAUACUGGUGAUGAAUUUUACUUAAUGGAAGAUAGAAAAUUAGUUUGUAAACCUGAUUAUGAAGCGGCGAAGGCAAAAGGAGAUGAAAAUGGUGGUUGCUUGGAUGGAGACCAACCAAACAAAAGGCCUAGAACAACAAUAACUGCAAAACAAUUAGAAACAUUAAAAAGUGCUUACAAUAAUAGUCCAAAACCUGCCAGACAUGUACGUGAACAAUUAAGUCAAGAUACUGGAUUAGAUAUGAGAGUUGUACAAGUAUGGUUUCAGAAUAGGAGAGCAAAGGAAAAGCGACUUAAAAAGGAUGCUGGACGAACAAGAUGGAGUCAAUAUUUUCGAUCAAUGAAAGGAGGUUCGUCUCCCCGUUCCGAUAAACUACUGGAUAAAGAUGAUUUGAAAGUGGAUUUAGAUUCUAGUUUUAGUCAUCAUGAUUUAAAUAGUGAUGAUAGCUAUGGAACCGUUGUAAACAUGGGUAUGGAUCCAGAUGGAUCAUCGCAGCACGGUAGUAGUAGAGGUGCUGGAUUUUUACAUGGAUCAGCGUCACCCGCAUACCUUCCUGGACAUGCAUCACCGCCGCAUUCUCAUCAUCCAUUUCCGUAUCCAGAUCAGUUAGCAAUUUAUAAUAGUUUAGGACAAGCACCACCAAGUGGAUUAGUUCAUGGUCUUCCUCAUGAGGCUGAUUCCGAUGACAGUAAUGAUAGUAGUCCACCACACGGCGGUUAUCCUGAUUUCCCCCCUAGUCCUGAUUCAUGGUUAGGUGAAUCAGCUACAAGCCAUUACUGACCCUCACAGUCAAACUCUCAACCAAAAAGUUUGCUUUUUAGCCAACA